Leguminivora glycinivorella is the source of this 1015-nucleotide messenger RNA. RefSeq names its product protein lin-37 homolog (gene mip40). Gene Ontology annotation, biological process: negative regulation of transcription by RNA polymerase II. The record is from RefSeq and is a predicted model, not a curated record. The transcript has 6 exons. Lineage: Eukaryota; Metazoa; Arthropoda; Insecta; Lepidoptera; Tortricidae. Bases 115 to 807 code for a protein of 230 amino acids. Gene Ontology annotation, cellular component: Myb complex; transcription repressor complex.
GAAUGCGUGUGUUUACAGCUGUCAAAAUUAGGAGCGAAUUAAUUUUGAAUCAAGAAUUUCUUAUUCCAUUUUCUAUUGUUUUCAUUAAUAUCUAAUCAAAACAAAGUAUUCAAGAUGCGUAAACGCAGGCGCCUACUGACUACACCAAUGAAGAACAAAACCAGACUCCUUAAUAGCGCUAGGGAAGAGAAUGAAGCGAAAGAUACGGCGCGCGGCAGACUUAAAGGGGCUUUGAUGGACGCCCUAGAACCAGCAGGCGAAGAAUCUGACGCUUCAUCAGAUCACAGCCCAUCUAAACGAGAAAGGAAUACCAGCCAGGAUCAUAGCAAGCGUGACCGUGACACUUCAGACGAUGAUGACCGCUACCGCCGGCCGUCGCCGCCGCGGCAGUCAUACGUGCUGAAGCUGUUUGACCGCAGUGUGGACCUGUCGCAGUUCAGCGAGGACUCACCCCUGUAUCCUAUCUGUAGAGCUUGGAUUGCUAACCAGCCUAAAGCUAACUACAAGGACUUUGGGAAAAAGCCUGAAGAGCCAAAGCCGGAAGACAGCAUAGAAUUACCUGGACCUGAAGGGCCUCCAGUCACUAGGAUACCAGAACUGAUUCCUGAGCAGAAGCAAUGCAACAAAGAUAACAUAAAUCUCAACUAUCGUGAAGCCACCCCGCCCCCACCACAAGCCCUGCUCGCAGCUCACGUGGCCCGCUGGGGCUGCGUGCGGCGCGCCUGGCUCGAGCAGGCGCAGCGCCACGAGGAGCGGUACAAGGCCACUCAGCAACUGCUCAAUAGCCUGAACGUCAGCACAUUAUAAUGAAAUAAACCAUCGGAAAGGAAGAAAUCAUCAAAUAUAUAAAUUUAUAAAAACAGCCUUUUUCGAUUACUUUUAAAAGCUGUAACUGUAAGCUAAAUAUCUUUUUUAAACAAUUUACACAUUAGUAUGAUCAUAUUGUGUAAAAUAAUUUUAUCUGAUUUUGUACAUUUAAAUCAUGAUUCUUGAAUAAAGAAAACAAAUUAAUAUA